AUGGUCCUCCAAGAUCUCGGCCGCCGUAUCAAUACGGCGGUGACGAACCUCACGAGGGAGCAGAAUCUGGACGAAAAGGCCUUCGACUCGAUGCUCAAGGAGAUCUGCGCCGCCCUCCUCGAAUCCGACGUCAACGUCCGGCUCGUCGGUCAGCUGCGAAAGUCGAUCAAGGCGACCGUCAACUUCAAGGAACUCCCCCCGGCCGUCAACAAGAAGCGUUUGAUCCAAAAGGCCGUCUUCGACGAGCUCGUCAAGCUCGUCGACCCCCACGCCGAGCCCUUCAAGCCGAGAAAGGGCAGGCCCAACGUCAUCAUGUUCGUCGGCCUCCAGGGUGCCGGCAAGACGACGACGUGCACCAAGCUCGCCCGCCACUACCAGACCCGCGGCUUCCGGGCGUGCCUCGUCUGCGCCGACACCUUCCGCGCCGGCGCCUUCGACCAGCUCAAGCAGAACGCGACCAAGGCCAAGAUCCCCUACUACGGCUCGCUGACGGAGACGGACCCGGCCGUCGUCGCCCGGGCCGGCGUCAAGCAGUUCAAGAAGGACAAGUUCGACGUCAUCAUCGUCGACACGUCGGGUCGCCACCGGCAGGAGUCGGCCCUGUUCCAGGAGAUGGUGGACAUCCAGACGGCCAUCCGGCCCGACGAGACCAUCAUGGUGCUCGACGCCUCCAUCGGUCAGCAGGCCGAGUCCCAGGCCAAGGCCUUCAAGGAGGCGUCCGACUUUGGCGCCAUCAUCAUCACCAAGAUGGACGGCCACGCCAACGGCGGCGGCGCCAUCUCGGCCGUCGCCGCCACCCACACGCCCAUCCUCUUCAUCGGCACGGGCGAGCACAUGCUCGACCUCGAACGCUUCGCGCCCCAGCAGUUCGUCCAGAAGCUCCUCGGCAUGGGCGACAUGGCCGGGCUCGUCGAGCACGUCCAGAGCCUCAACCUUAACCAGAAGGACACGAUGAAGCACAUCCAGGAGGGCAUCUUCACCGUCCGCGACCUGCGGGACCAGCUGUCCAACAUCAUGAAGAUGGGGCCCCUCUCCAAGAUGGCCGGCAUGAUCCCCGGCAUGAGCAACAUGAUGCAGGGCAUGGACGACGAGGUCGGCGGCGCGAAGCUGAAGCGCAUGAUUUACAUCUGCGACUCCAUGACGGAGAAGGAGCUCGACUCGGACGGCAAGAUGCUCGUGCAGGAGCCGAGCAGGAUGACGAGGAUAGCGCGCGGGUCCGGCACGUCGGUGCGCGAGGUCGAGGACCUGCUGACGCAGCAGCGCAUGAUGGCCGGCAUGGCCAAGAAGAUGGGCGGCAACAUGAAGAACAUGCAGCGGGCCCAACAGGCCAUGAGCGGCGGCAACAAGGCCCAGCAGAUGGCGGCGAUGCAGAAGCGGAUGCAGAGCAUGGGCGGCGCCGGUGCCGCCGGCGGCAUGCCGGACAUGGGGUCCUUGAUGAAGAUGCUCGGAGGCGGAGGCGGCAUGCCGGGCGCCGGCGCCGGAGGGAUGCCCGACAUGUCUGCGUUGAUGAAGAUGAUGGGUGGCGGCGGGAUGCCAGGUGGCGGCGGCGGCGGCGGCGGAGGUGGGCGCGGCCGCAGGUAG
Molecule: messenger RNA, 1581 nt
Organism: Drechmeria coniospora
Lineage: Eukaryota; Fungi; Ascomycota; Sordariomycetes; Hypocreales; Ophiocordycipitaceae
Product: signal recognition particle protein SRP54
Exons: 2
Coding region: 1-1581 (526 amino acids)
Biological process (GO): SRP-dependent cotranslational protein targeting to membrane; SRP-dependent cotranslational protein targeting to membrane, translocation
Cellular component (GO): cytosol; signal recognition particle, endoplasmic reticulum targeting
Molecular function (GO): GTPase activity; GTP binding; 7S RNA binding
Source: RefSeq, a predicted model, not a curated record